AUGUCCCCUGUCAUUUUUGCCAGUGGUGGUGUCUCCAGCACCAAGGUGGUUGAGGAGAUGGUGUCUGGCAUUUCCAACAUACUUCAGAUGUACAUUAAUGGGAAGAGUGUUGAGCAGAGUGUUGUUCUCAUAGAGGAUGGUGUUGAGGUGGAUAUGACACAUUUAACAGGACAGGUCAUGACAGCCCUCAGUGGCACUGUUUUGAACUUCAGCAAUAAGGAGGAAAAUGAACCCGACAAGAGGGAACUGCUUUGUGUUGUUGCUGACCACAUGAAGAUGCUUGAAGCUUGUAAAAGUCCCGAGGAGAUGCUAAAACAAGGAGAGAGCAACCUAAAUAUCAAAGGUGCCAAAUCUAGUCUUCGUCUGUCAACACAAAGUAUGGACAGACUACUCACUGAGGAGUUUCAGACCAAGGCCAUUGAAUCGAUCCGGGAGAUCGUUAAAAGAUUCAGGGGUUGUACAUCAUGUUGUUCUGGCACUACAUCAUCUAGUCCAACUCCUAGGAUAGGUGAGAUCAGAGACCUUAUGAUUGACCCUGAGGCUUCUGAGUUGAUUGACGUCCUUGCCACCUCCAAAUCAUAUUUAUCUGUUGAUGACUAUGCUGUCAAUACACAGGACAAUUUGCAUGGUGAGAUCAACAAUGAUGAGGAGGAGGCAUCCUCUAGAAGUCUUAAAUCCAAAGCCUUUGACAAACUAUCAUCCAACAUCGUCAGAAGCAUCACUAAAGACGUUAAUAGCUUCACCCAGAUGACUAAAAUGUCUGAUGCUUCAGUGUCUGGCCAGUUAGAGAGAUCCCUGUCAGCUUCAACCCUUCCUGUCAGUGUUCACAACGGGGCCAAUGUGAAAGGAAAGAUCAUUUGGCCAGGCACUGUUAACCUGUUCAACAAUGUGUUCACCAAGGUCAAGGAUUUUUUUGCCCAGCAACAACCGGUCCUCCUAGACAAUGUGGUUGAGGCCCCCAAACAUGCCGAAUCCAUAUGCAGAACAGCUACUUCUACACAAAUGAUUUACAGUGUACAUGAAGGCAGCCAGACCAGCAUGGCAAAUUAUUCCAAAGCCUUAAUUAGUCAGACUCUGAUGGCAAUCCAGAGGAGAGUGUCUAUGUCAGAGAGGAUGAGCACCUCAGAGAUAGGCCUCUUGACUCGUUCCAUCAUGGGCUCCAUGUUGGAGGAUGUUGACAUGGUGAGAACUGAUAGACACGAGAUACACCGGCCAUCCUCCUCAAAGUCCUCCCUGUCCAUCACCUCUGCCAUGACCAGAGGGUCCCAGAGUGAUUUUACAAAUUCUCUUCCAGGCACUCCAGUCCCCAAUGAGUGGCCUGUUGAAAUAUAUUGUCCUAUCAUUAGGAGUUCGGUCAUUGAUAUGAGUGACUCCUCAACUCAUUCACAAGGGUCAACAAAUUACACAAGGCAAACCAUCUCUGCCAUAGUUGACACUGUUAUGGAGGUCAUUCCAAGAGAAGAUACGGAACACAUAGCCACUGCAGAUGAUGUCACUUCUUUUACAAGAAGACUUGCGAGACUCAGCCCCAGGGACGGUCUUCAGAACUUCUCACAUGAGCUCACUGACAAAGUUUAUGAGCUCAUAAAAAGUCACAACACCCCCCAGGCUCUUUUUGUGUCAGCUGGCAAGAGCGUGUCUGACUCUAUUCUUUUGAAGCUGAAGACAGGAUCGAAUGCUUCUGAAGAAUCCAGGGAGUUCCCAUCUGACCUUGUGUACUCCUUUGCUACGGAGUCAAUAAAACGUCUGCUACAGCAGAUUGUCUUCUGGCUUCCUCCACCAUCACAAGGAUCCGAUUUCUGCCAAACUAUCAUCUCUGAUGGUUCUCUGCAGGAAACAAGUCAGCUUAUCCCGAACUCUUCUGCCACCUCCAUUAGUUCCACACAGGUUUACUGUGACACAAAGAGCCUUUUCACCAAUAUAAUGGUCAAUCAGGUCAUGGAUACCUGUUCUGUGGCCUCCAAUUCAUCAGAAGAAUUAUCAGAGUUGAUGAACAUAAUCAAUGGGUUGUCCCCAACUGAUGCUGGAACACUUGACUCUGGCAGACCGGCUCUCAUGACCACUAGCCGUCAGUCUAGUGCCAAAUCAUUUCCUAAACCCUCUCUGUCUGGCAGCAGCACACACAAUGGUGGAACUGUGGAUAUUCAAGUUUUAGGAGAGGUGGAAUCCAAGAUGGACAACAAAGAUCUGGAGAUGUCUAGUGUCUCUGUGCAUCCAUCAACUACAUCAGCCAUGGACUCUGAUACACAUGCAUCAUUUGACUCCACUAGCAAUCACUACACCUCUUUGGUACUUUUACUGAUUGUUCGAUUGCUGUCAAUGAUCACCCCUAUCACAUUACUGGAAUCCUCCGACAUUGGUGAAACAUCAAGAGUUCUCACAAAGAGGAUUCUGUCUGAGUUCUGUGGCACCUCAGGCCCUGAACAAACUCAAGCCUACCCCCAGAAUCUGAAAAUCAAAAAGAUUUUCAAGGCUGUCUACAUGGGGCUUCUUCAAGAAUUCGGGUCAGAGAAGAUGCUCCAGGUUGCAAUGAAGUCAACGGAUUAUGCAUUUGACGAUGCCCUGGUCAAAUCAUUAACUAGGGAAUAACUACCUAAAUGCAAUGAGGCUAGCUCUUCACCUCCCUCCAUGACCCAGUUGUCAUCACACAAUGCACUUGGCAGUGACGAGGUAGGUCAUUCUGGGCUUCCAACAACUGGUAGAAAGGAAAAGAAGAGAGGAAGAUUCAGCGCUCUCUGUGGACUCAACCCAAAGGUACAUAUGUCAUCAAAAUACAAAUUAUAAAGAUUAUUUUUAUUCAUUACGUACAGUAUGAUGGUAAACACUGAUACCCUUUGUGUGCAAUUUCUCCUACUGUAUAAAUGACUGUUUGUUACCCAGUGUACAAAGAAGGACAACAAGAAGAACCACUUCACUCCAACACCUUCCCAGAACCAGACCCCUGCCGUCAGUGAAACAGCAAUUGUCAAUGAUCAAGAAUCCUGCCGAACAGAGAGUGUAUGCUCCACCAAGAAGAAACCAAGGAAGCGUUCGCUCAUUUCCAGGAUGUUUUCAGCUAUAGGCAAAGCCUUGUCCAGUCCCUUUACUUCCUGCUAUAAAAAGAAGAGCACCUAAUCUAUAUUUCAAAAUAAAUAUUUGAAAUGAACAUAAUUGUAUUAAU
Oncorhynchus masou masou (cherry salmon) is the source of this 3160-nucleotide messenger RNA. RefSeq lists its product as uncharacterized. The transcript has 4 exons. The coding region runs from base 1 to 2589 and encodes 862 amino acids. NCBI's taxonomy places the organism in Eukaryota, Metazoa, Chordata, Actinopteri, Salmoniformes, Salmonidae. The record is from RefSeq and is a predicted model, not a curated record.